Messenger RNA from Mercenaria mercenaria, 3507 nucleotides. Its product is annotated as organic cation transporter protein-like. The record is from RefSeq and is a predicted model, not a curated record. Gene Ontology annotation, cellular component: membrane. Bases 89 to 1819 code for a protein of 576 amino acids. Gene Ontology annotation, biological process: transmembrane transport. Gene Ontology annotation, molecular function: transmembrane transporter activity. NCBI's taxonomy places the organism in Eukaryota, Metazoa, Mollusca, Bivalvia, Venerida, Veneridae. The transcript has 11 exons.
UUUGCUUCAGUUAAAGAGACAUGGAUUUGUUGAUUCACAGUUAAAACGUAAAAUAAGUGAAGACAUACAAGAACUGCUAAAGCUAAAGAUGAAAUUUGACGAAAUAACAUCGUUGCUUGGCGAGUUUGGAAAAUACCAGAAAAUAUUGUAUGUUUUGGUUUGUUUACCAGCGACAUUUAGUGGCUUGCAGAUUCUAUCAUCGGUGUUCUCGUUGUCUAUUCCUAAACACAGAUGUAAUCUUCCAACAGUUGAUAACGACACAUAUGAAGUUCAAGGACAGUGGCACGAAAUUUUGAUCAACAGAUCGAUUCCAUUGGUCAAGGAUGAUGUUGGUGUGUAUGAGUAUUCCGAUUGCGACAUGUUCGCGACCAAUCAAAACACUUCUUACAAUGAGCUGAACAUGCCUGUAAACACUAGUGAGAAACAAUGUGACAAGUGGGUAUACGACAAAUCUACCUUCGAAAGCACAUUCAUAACAAAGGCCAACCUAAUAUGUGGGCAGGAGAUUGCACGUGCAAAUGCCAACAUGAUAUUGAUGAGCGGUAUUCUAAUCGGAGCCACUUCUAUCGGGAUAAUAUCAGACAUAUUCGGACGUAAGAAAGCGUUAUUGUUGUCCAUACUUCUGUAUGUUGUUGGUUCUUUUGGUUCAGCCUUUGCUCCAAACUACGCCUUGUUUGUCACAUGCCGGUUUCUAGUAGGCUUUUCUAGCAUCUUCACGGCAGCUUUUGUUAUAGGAAUGGAACUUGUUGGUCCUUCACAGCGGGUUGCUGCGGGUAUAAUUAUAGAAUUUUUCUGGUGUAUUGGGCUCUAUAUGUUGUGUACUGUAGCAUACUUUGCACGUUCAUGGGACAUGCUACAUCUUGUUUUAGCCUGCCCUACUGUGCUGCUCUUCGCAUAUAUUUGGAUACUACCAGAGUCACCACGCUGGCUUAUAUCAAAAGGUCGCUAUAAAGAUGCAAACGAAAUUAUCCAGAAAUGUGCCAGAGUGAACGGUGUGACAAUACCAGAAAAUAUUGUGGGUAAAGACUCAGAUGAAAAUACAGAGAAAGAAAGUGUACUUAAAAUGCUUACUGUACCAAAGUUACUGAUACGAACUCUCAUCAUAUAUCUUAACUGGACAGUAGUAAGUAUGGUUUACUACGGCUUGAGUCUGAACGUAGGCAACUUGAACGGAAAUGUAUACGUUAAUUUUGCAAUUAACAGCAGUAUGGAACUAGGUGCUUACCUCCUCUGUCUUCUCACGCUCAACAAAGUAGGUCGGAAAGUUCUUCAUGCUGGCACAAUGAUCCUUGGGGGUGUUGCCUGUCUUUGUACAAUCUUUACAGUGUUGUAUGCUGAUAAAUCUCUUUAUUGGGUCACGGUGGUUCUAUCAAACGUCGGUAAGUUCGGAGUGUCAGCUGCAUAUGCGGUUAUUUAUGUGUGGUCCGCAGAACUGUUUCCGACCAAAGUUCGAAACUCAGGGAUGGGAUCUAGUGUAAUGAUGGCUAUGGUUGGGAGUACGGUUUCUCCUUACGUCGCAGAUUUGGGUAGAUUUGUGGAUGGUUCCUUCGGCAAGGCCUUACCGUUGAUUGUGUUUGGCGGUCUUUCGGUGACAGCCGGCCUGUUGUCCUUGUUCCUUCCAGAGACAAAUGGUAGAGUUCUUCCCGAAACAUUAGAGGAUGCAGUCAACUUUGGAAAUUCUAAAGCCAGUGUAUAUAAAGUACAACCGCUGUUACCGACACCUUCACACAGCAAACAGCUUCUCUACAAAGAAAUGACUCAGGUAGAAGGAAGUCUUCCAGCAACAAGUGUUACACCAAUGAUGCUUACAAAAGAGUAAUGGAGAUACCUGGAGAAUCGAUUUCAAAGCCAUAGAUAAAUCGUUAAGAAAGAUGACAUUUAAAUAUUGACACAACCUAUUCUUUGUCAGUCAUAUCCAGAAAGAAGACAAUAUUUCGGUGCAUGUUUUAAAAAUAAACACGUAUAUCUAUAUAGAAUUUUUAGUAAAGCGAUUUAAUUUUAAAAAGCGCAAGUGACUGCCAGGAAUAUCAGACAUGAACAAUCAGACACUAAAUGAUGUCUAAAAUACCCAUUUGGGACAUAGAUGUGGAGAUACAUUAUCAUAAUCAGACAUAAUAGAUCAGUUUGUCGUAGUACUGUGUCAGGGAAAUUUUUGUGCUGUGUUCGAAGUUUAGUGCAAUGUCAAAAUCCCUUUAACAUGUCCAAGUUAUCUUAACUCUUAUUCAAGACAACGAAUUUUGUAUUACGCAGCAGACAUUGUAGACUGUUUUGUUAAUUAUUCCCAACCAUUGUGAUUUAAUCACUUUCAUCUUUUAAAUCAUUUGAUAUUCAAUAUGCAUAUGAUAACUGAUGUUUACAUACAGUCGUUCACGCUGCAUUGUGCAAAACCGUGGUGGAACUCUGCUAUAUUUUAUCUACUAUUUUAGAUUAAGGGCAUAUUAGAAUCGAAAUAAUGUAUAGCAAAAUCGUGUUUUACUUAAAUUAAAACACUCAAAAUCGGUUAUACGUCGCCAGAAUAAUUGACUCGGGCUACGCCCUCGUGAAAUUAUUCCGCGGACGUAUAACCUAUUUUCAUGUAUUAAUAACGUAAAAACACGGUUUUCCUAUUCAUCAUUUUUUGAUUAAAAUACAAAAUUUAAAAUAUAGGACUUUUUAAACGAUUAGCAUGUGAUCUGAAAGCUAUGAAAAACUGUCCUAUCCUCUUUGUCGUGCUAUUCCUCUAACUUUUAAAAUGCUUUCAGCAUGUCAAAAAGAAGUAAGGCUUACUUGUAAACUGGAUCAAACAGAGUAUGUCAUUGUUUUGCUUGGUUGCGUUCUAUCCUUCCAUGUGGUCAUCUUACAGAUUUUACUAAAUAUCAGGGCAGAAGACUGAAGUGCCACAUGUGUCUGUCGUAGAAAGUAUCAUCGAAUGUGGACUCGGUGUUGAUGUAUUAUCUGAUCCAUUUUACGUAUGUGUGUGCUAUAUAGCGAUAAAAUAUAGUUUUUGUAGCAGUACAUUUAUCUGCAAUGUUGUAUUCGGCAUGAGUGGAUGCCAGGCCUGGAUCCCACAAGGCGCUUGCGCAAAAUCAACGAGAGCCGGAUGCAUAAUUGCAGAUCACGGUACUGUUCUAAUGACCCCAUGGUCAGCUUUUAACGAGAAUUUGCAAGAAUUAUCUCCCUUAAUUAUUGACUAUGUUAAAGCAAUUCCCUUCAAAUUGGACUGCCUCCCUUACAUUAGCUGAAGUCGUGUCAUUCAUGACCGAAGUCAAUAAUUCUUUGUCAUGGAUUUUGCAUUGAUCUAAUAUUUUGCUUUAGGUAAUACACGGAAAUAAGGCUCGCGUGUUACUCCAUAAAAAGCAACAAAACAGUUAGCCAGUUUUUGAUAUAAAUCAUGUUGUUCUAUAGAUUCAUACAGAAGUAUUAUUCAUGUAAAGAUAUAAAACAUUUCUGUAAAAAAACAUUAUGUUAGCUUAAGAUAUUGCGAAAUUCGUGCUGUCAUGUAACAGAAAAUGAAAACAUUUAAAUAAA